AUCAAACUUAUAUUUCAUCAUUUGCCAUUUAGUUUUCAUAGAAGCUGUUUAUAACUGUUUACUGUUUGUCGUCUUGUCCAACUAAAUAAACCCAUUUAUAAGGUAAAACAAUUUGAUGGCUUUUAACGGGCAAAAGUCAUCCUUAGGUGCUCGACUCGCAAUUGAUAAAUUAACCAAGAAAUCUCAUGAAUCCAAUAAUCAACGAACCCAGAUUGGAAUAUGUCAAAGUCUACUUAAACAACAUUCAACAUUGUUGCAAGUAUUAAUAGUUGUUUCAAUUUUAUCAAUUCUACCAUUAAGUUCCAACGGUUUAAGUUUCAAUGAUGAAUUUUACGAAAGAUUACCUGCACAAGCGAUUGCCUCGAUAGGAACUGAUGCCAAUGAGUACGAGGAUGGGUUGCAGGUUUACACUAGUCAAGAGUUUACUCGAUCCUGUUUUGUCAAGAUCAACUAUAAACAAAUGUGCAUCGAGUAUGGACCAAACUGUGAAUUCAAGUUUGAAUGGAGUUAUCCUGAGUCACUUCUGGAGCAAAUCAAGAAAGGGUUUGAUCCACGAAUAAGGAUUCAAGAUGAUUUACCUGUUAGUCUCAAGAAUAAUCCAGAUUAUCAGAUUUACUCUUCUCAUUUACUGAUUGCCAAUACUGGCUACUCUCAUCAUGGUAUCUGGUCAUGCAAUUUCAAGUUCAUUAACAAUGAUAAUGGUAAAAUUGAUUCAUGGCAACAUACGUUUAACAUCGAUAUAAUUGAAAAUGGAGUUCGAGGUUCACCAUGUGCAACCAAUGACCAUUGCUCGAGUAACUAUUGUAAAAAUGAUCUGUGUGUUUGUGAUGCUGAUGCACCCAUUUUGAUUGGCGAUUUAUGCAAAAAAGCUCCAAAACUUGGCGAAAACUGUGCCGUCGAUGCCGAUUGUGAGAUAAACAUUGAAGAUGCUAAAUGCUUCUGUACUAAUCCGUCAAAUUUGACGACUAAUGAGGAUUGCUCGAACUUGGGUAAAUGUCAAUGUCCACCUUCAUACAUUGCUGUCAACUUGGGUCUUGGAAGCUAUCGUUGUCUAAAAAAAGCUCGAAUCAAUGAACAUUGCUAUCGAAGUCAGCAAUGUGAAGCUAUCGACCCAUCUACCUACUGUUCAUUCAAAAAUCGUUGCACCUGUCGAUCUGGAAAAACUUGUAUAACACCAUCAAUUAGACUUUGCAAUACUAAACUAGAUUGUAAUAAUAUCAAUGAAUACUGUGGCAAUGGACGAUGUCAAACGGUUAAAGAUCUCAAUGAAGCUUGCACAUCUUCAGAUGAAUGUGAUCCAAACGCUCAGUGUUCACCGACCAGAUCAGUUUGCGUUUGUUCGCCUGGUUACAAAGUAUCGCCUGUUAAAAUGAUUUGCAUUCCCAAAGAGUAUUGUUACACUGAUUUAGACUGUGAACACGGUUAUUGCAGUGACAAUUCAACUUGUAUUCAAGGAGUUCCCCUGUUGGGUCAAUGUUAUGCCACUAAACAAUGUCAGGCCUACGAUGCAAACAGCUACUGUGAUGAUGAAACAAACAAAUGUACCUGUGGACCCGGUUAUUACAAAAAUUCAGAAGGCAGUUGUCUGUUGGAAGGUACAUGCUAUAAUGACGAAGAUUGUGACCAAGAGAAGGGUGGCCUUUGUUACUACAACGAGUGUGUUUAUCGCAAAAAACUGCAUUCUUCAUGUAAAGAGGCAAGACAAUGUUUCCUUUCAACCAAAUACAGUCUCUGCGAUGAAGGUAAAUGUGCUUGUCUGAAUGGACGUGAAUUGGGCCAAGAUACUUGUCCACAGUACAAAAAUUGUCAAGUUAAUAGUGAUUGCUCAAAAAUAAUCAAUUCUCACUGUCACCGAGAGAAACUGGUUUGCACCUGUAAUGCUGAUCAUAUCCUCAACAUCGACGGCUAUUGUUACAAAAAAGCUUUAUCGCCAUCUUCAGAUAAAGGUGACUUUUGGAUUAAACUUUGGAACGAUUACUACAUUUACAUAAUAAUUGGAGCUGCAAUCGCUGGUUUCUUGCUUUCAGUCAUCAUUUGUUACUGCUGUAAAUUAUGUAGUCCCAGUAGAUCCAAUCAGCCUAGUCGCAGGACUGGUCGAACUAGGGGUGGAUUUGAUAAACCAGUUUCGGGAGUUUACGUACCCAAUCCGCCUUCAGCACCACCGCCACCUUAUCAACCCUCAACCAUAUCUAGAAACUUUUGAUACUCAAGAUAAAUUGAACGUCCAUUCAUUUUGUAAAAUAAGUUAGUGACAAAGAUCAAGACAAUGAUUGUAAAAAGUAAAGUUUUAAACUCGAGAUUGACAAAACAUUUGUGGUCACCGCUGUGCAGACCAUUUGUAAUGACCAACUUGCAAUUGCAAAAGUAUUAUAAAUGUUAGUUAUAACUUAUAAGUACAAAUAAAUAAAUUGUUGCAAUAAA
Tetranychus urticae (two-spotted spider mite) is the source of this 2421-nucleotide messenger RNA. RefSeq lists its product as uncharacterized. The record is from RefSeq and is a predicted model, not a curated record. NCBI's taxonomy places the organism in Eukaryota, Metazoa, Arthropoda, Arachnida, Trombidiformes, Tetranychidae.